Molecule: messenger RNA, 902 nt
Organism: Fragaria vesca subsp. vesca
Lineage: Eukaryota; Viridiplantae; Streptophyta; Magnoliopsida; Rosales; Rosaceae
Product: mitochondrial import inner membrane translocase subunit TIM22-1-like
Exons: 4
Coding region: 192-695 (167 amino acids)
Biological process (GO): protein insertion into mitochondrial inner membrane
Cellular component (GO): TIM22 mitochondrial import inner membrane insertion complex
Molecular function (GO): transmembrane protein transporter activity
Source: RefSeq, a predicted model, not a curated record
ACCAAGGCAUAACUUUUAACAUUUUCUUCACUACGACUAGCUUCACAUACACGAGUCCAUGGCGGCGAAGCUUCAAAACCCUUUCUUUUAACUGAUCUUCUUCUUCAAACUUCAAUGAUCCUGACCCUCUCACCACCAAAACCUUAUAUGGGCCACUGUUGAUUUCGGCUUUGAAUUCAAGCUCAACACCAAUGGCGGAAGAGAAAGCAAAUGAAACCGCAGCCACCAGAGAAGUAGAGGAGGCGCCGAAGAUUGAGCCUAUCCGGAUGCCCACGCCGGAGGAGAUUCGCGGCCAAGACAUGAUGAACAACUGUGCUGUGAAAACUGUGAUUAGUGGAGUCAUGGGUGGUGGACUUGGGUUGAUGAUGGGUUUGUUUCUUGGGGCUUUAGACAACCCAGUAAUGCAAGACCAAAUGACUGGAAGGGAGCAAUUUGUUUACACAGCUAAGCAGAUGGGGUCAAGGGCUUGGGGUUCUGCUAAGGCAUUUGCAGUGAUGGGAGUUCUUUUCUCAGCUUCUGAAUGUGUUGUUGAAAAGGCACGGGCUAAGCAUGACACAACAAAUACAGUUGUUGCGGGAUGUUUCACUGGAGGUGCAAUGUCAGCAAAAGCUGGUCCAAAAGCAGCCUGUGUUGGUUGUGCUGGGUUUGCCGCAUUUUCGUUGCUGAUAGAGAAGUUUCUGGAUAGACAUGAAUGAGUGUAUUAGAAUCCUGUCUCAAUUUUUGCAGACGCUAAUUCCGACAAAUCAGUAGAAGAGAUGUAGCUUCUGGCAUAUGCAGUAAUACAAAUAGUUUUGCUUAGAUUGAGCUUCAGCUCUUGUUAUAAUUGUUUAUCCCAAUUCACGAAGGGAUGCUUUGGCCAAAUUAGAAGGUCAAUGAUUUUGUAUUAUGUUUUCUGUUGUAGA